UUCUACUUCUACUUCUACUUCUACUUCUACUUCUACUCCAAGUGUUCUCGUACAACCGAUCUCGUCGUCGUUCGUUAUCGACGAUUCUAGCUCGUUCCGAGCACGAAAGUUCGCGUUACUCCUCGACGCCGGCGUCGAGAUCGUCGCGGCAACGACGACGACGACGACAACAACGACGACGAGCGUGACGGACAACAACAACGACGACGACGUCGCCGUCGCCGGCGCGGAUAACGUCGGUGUGGACUCGUGGAGGACGAACAAGACGAAAACGAAAACGAAAAAGACAAAGACAGAGACAAAGACGACAACGUGGACGAGCAGUCGGGGGAUAUGUGUGGGUGCGCCACGUCGACGCGGCGAGGACUGGGGACUGCUGCGGGUAAAUCGGCACCACGGGCCACGAACUUGUCGUGUUCGAAGCCACGUAGAACGCCCGGGCUACGGUAGCUCGUCGUCCUUCGGCGUUAUUCCUCACCGACGCCCGCGGGCAAUGUGCCCACCCGACGAGAUAACUACGGGUGGACAAGGCGUACGAUGCUUAGGGAUGCUUGGACGAACGACGGUGGGAAAGGCUGGUGGCGAUGUUGGUCCAGGUUGGGCGGAUUGCUGGCGAUGGCGACAGCCAUUUCCUGUCUCGUUGUCUCGUUUCCGGGCGCCUCGGCCAAUCCGGAAGCGAAGCGUCUUUACGAUGACCUGCUGUCGAACUACAACCGCCUCAUCCGCCCCGUUGGCAACAACAGCGAUCGCCUCACUGUCAAAAUGGGACUACGCCUCUCCCAGCUCAUCGACGUUAACUUGAAGAAUCAGAUCAUGACAACAAACGUUUGGGUGGAACAAGAGUGGAACGAUCACAAGCUGAGGUGGAAUCCGGACGAUUAUGGCGGUGUCGAGACCCUUCAUGUACCAUCGGAACACAUAUGGCUGCCUGACAUUGUACUUUACAAUAACGCCGAUGGAAACUACGAGGUAACCAUUAUGACCAAGGCGAUCUUGCACCAUUCGGGAAAGGUCCUGUGGAAGCCACCGGCGAUCUAUAAAUCAUUUUGCGAGAUCAACGUGGAGUAUUUCCCCUUCGACGAGCAGACCUGCUUCAUGAAGUUUGGCUCGUGGACUUACGACGGAUAUACGGUCGACCUGCGGCAUCUCGCUCAGACCGAAGAUUCGAAUCGAAUCGAUAUGGGUAUCGAUUUGACAGAUUAUUACAUCUCCGUCGAGUGGGACAUAAUAAAAGUGCCUGCCACGAGGAACGAGGCGUUCUAUAUUUGCUGCGAGGAACCGUAUCCCGACAUAGUGUUCAACAUCACCCUACGCCGCAAGACCCUCUUCUACACGGUAAACCUGAUAAUACCGUGCGUGGGCAUAUCCUUCCUCUCGGUGUUGGUGUUUUACCUUCCGAGUGACAGCGGCGAAAAGGUCUCCUUGUCGAUCUCGAUACUCCUCUCGUUGACGGUGUUUUUCCUCCUGCUCGCUGAGAUAAUACCGCCCACGUCGUUGACAGUGCCGUUGCUCGGCAAGUAUUUGUUGUUUACGAUGGUGCUUGUUACGCUUUCGGUCGUAGUGACGAUCGCGGUGUUGAAUGUGAACUUUCGGUCACCGGUGACUCACCGUAUGGCGAAGUGGGUACGGAUCGUGUUCAUUCAGGUGCUCCCGCCAUUCCUCCUCAUCAAAAGACCAGACAAAAACGGAGACAAUGAAAAUGAGGAUGAUAUUAACGGGUUCGACGGUGGUGCUAACAGUGUUGGUACCGGUGUUGGUGAUAAUGGUGGUAGAAACGGUGGUGGCGCCGGUAGCUCCCAUCAUCAUCGACUUCAUCGUAUUCACAACGGGCACGAGCUCGACGACGAGCUCGACGAUGUCGUCGACGUGGGCGACGUCGAAGCACCGAACAGGAAACCGCCCGAGGCUAUCCUCACCGAUGUGUUCCAUGUACAAGAGACUGAUAAAUACAAGCCGUAUAGCGGUAAGAGGUUCAGCGGCGAAUACGAGGUACCUGGAUCACAUGGUCCACUGGCACACCUCAUCGUCGGCCAUCAUCAUCAUCAUGGCGGUGUUGCUGGCGGUCCUGGCCUUCCACCACCAAGCUCCUUACCGACCACUGGCCCACCUCCGCCGCCAUCACUGAGCAAGCCACCGAGCUUUCAUCACGAACAUGUUGCCCCAUAUUUCGAGGAACCACUGCCCUCCUUGCCUCUGCCUGGUGCCGACGACGAUUUUUUUGGACCGACUAGUUCUGGUUAUGCACACGAGGACAUCAGUCCCACCUUCGAGAAGCCGUUGGUACGCCAAAUCGAAAAAACCAUACAUGACGCCCGAUUCAUCGCACAGCAUGCCAAGAACAAGGAAAAUUUUGAGAGCGUCGAAGAGGAUUGGAAGUACGUUGCGAUGGUGCUUGAUCGGAUCUUCCUAUGGAUCUUCACGUUCGCUUGCGUAUUCGGUACGGCGCUGAUAAUCCUCCAAGCUCCGAACCUUUACGACACGACGAAGCCGAUCGACAUAAAGUAUAGCAAGAUCGCGAAGAAGAAGAUGAUGUUGAUGAAUAUGGGCCCGGAGGAAGAAUAGUUGACGAUAAAACGCGGCCAAUGGUCGCCGUGUCAUUGGCGCGAUUGUCGACGUCAUCGCCGUCAUCAUAAUCAUCGUCAUCGUCAUCGUCAUCGUCAUCACCGGCUUUGCUGGCGCCGACUUCAUCGUCGGUAUCGUCAUCAUCGUCAUCGUCGGCGUCGCCGACGUCGACGACGACAUUGUUGUUCGUCGUCGUCAUCGUCGUCCUCGUCGUCCUCGCUGUCGUCAUCCAUCGAAACUGCCGAUUUUCGCGUCAAUGAGGAGAAGGACGCGACUCUUCUCUCUCGUCCACCGCUCCGCUUUUCUUCCAUCGCUGCCCUGUGCCCGUCGUUUCCUUUUCGGCCUCGUCCUGGAACGAGACUAGAUAAAGUGACGAGAUAAAGUGAAUGUAUGUAAGAAAGAUAGAUAAGUGUAUGUAGAGAGAGGGAGAGAAAGAGAGAGAGA
Vespula pensylvanica (western yellowjacket) is the source of this 3006-nucleotide messenger RNA. It is a transcript of the gene nAChRalpha1, whose product is annotated as acetylcholine receptor subunit alpha-like 1. Lineage: Eukaryota; Metazoa; Arthropoda; Insecta; Hymenoptera; Vespidae. The transcript has 7 exons. Gene Ontology annotation, biological process: signal transduction; chemical synaptic transmission; regulation of membrane potential. The record is from RefSeq and is a predicted model, not a curated record. Bases 538 to 2562 code for a protein of 674 amino acids. Gene Ontology annotation, cellular component: postsynaptic membrane; synapse; neuron projection. Gene Ontology annotation, molecular function: transmembrane signaling receptor activity; acetylcholine-gated monoatomic cation-selective channel activity.